GUUAUAAAAGGAUGCGGGCCAGUCGCUGAGGUGGAGGGAGGGGGUGGCUGGUAAUAUUGGAUGUUAGGACGGUAGAGUUGGAGAGUGAUAAACGCGCUUACGCCCACACAUCUAUUUGUCUAUAUAUAUCUCUCUCACACAAACAGAUACGUACAUAGUGUUAGAGAGAGCGACAGCAGGCUUCGGGAGAAACCGGACCUUUUAGGCAAGCGUGGAGCAGAGCGGAGCGCCUGAGCGAGACUCAUUCUUCAAUGAGUAAGCACAUCCCUCAGUUCUGUGGUGUUCUAGGUCGCACAUUUAUGGAGUUUCUGAAGGGCAGUGGAGACUACUGCCAGGCACAGCACGACGUCUAUGCAGACAAGUGAACUGUAAAAGUCUACUAUUAUUCCACUUAAGAAACCCUUCAAGCAGGUUACCAGCAGCUGGGAAGAAUAAUUCAUCGAAGACCAUAUCUGGAUGGGGUAACCAAGUGUGCUCUUUUUUUGUUGGUCACAGUAUUACUGGAUUGAAGAUUUGCUGCUUGUCAAAAGCAUCAUCAAAAGCCUUUGUUUUGCGCUUUUUCUAAGAAAAUGGCUCGGAUGAAUCGUCCAGCACCUGUGGAAAUUACCUACAAGAACAUGAGAUUUCUGAUCACACACAACCCUACCAAUGCAACCUUAAAUAAAUUCAUAGAGGAGUUGAAGAAGUACAGUGUCACCACAGUAGUUAGAGUAUGUGAAGCAACCUAUGACACGUCUCCAGUUGAAAAAGAAGGCAUUCAGUUUUUGGACUGGCCGUUUGAUGAUGGUGCUCCACCUUCCAACCAGAUUGUGGAUGAUUGGCUUACCCUUUUGAGAGCUAAGUUCCGUGAAGAGCCAGGUUGUUGCAUUGCUGUCCAUUGCGUAGCUGGUCUUGGACGGUAUGUACUAUUCCUCAGGCUUUUAUUGCAUGUUUUUAAUACGAUGGUUGUGAAUCAGGCAGGCCAGCAUAAAUGUGCUAAAUUAACUUCUGUUAUAGUGUAGUCCAGCUUGCAUUUGUGUACUAAUAUAGAAACUAUUUUGGAGAGGGAUAAAAAUGAAGUCUCGGAGUGAAGGAGUAAUUGUUAUGCCACAAUCUGCAUUGAACAAUCUUUCAAUCAAAGUUAGGUUGUUGUAUGUGGUUAAGGUUGAAAAAGGGAAAUUUCCAGAAUGCAACAGAGGCAGCUGAACACCCUCAGUUAAACAGGAGGAGAGGAUAUAAAGCCUGAGAAUAGAAGGGUGUUGGAGGUGGGAACAAUGUAACAAUUGUGGCUGUUUGAGGGAUGCUGCUGGUGUGGGUUGAAUACUGACAGCUGGGUCUUUUCAUUACUGUGUGGAGAGUGCAGCAUUGAAAUCAAAUUUCUAUCUUAAGAAUAGAUUGAGCUAGCUUAUUCCUUUUUCCAAUCUAUUGAAAGGACUUGAGUAAGUUCAAUCAGAAGCAUACUUGAUGAUGACAUAGGCAGUUGCAAAAAUGGAGAAAUCUACCAAUCAAAGCCUUAUUCCCCAAGGCUGAUGCCCUAACCCAUUCAUGCUGUUGCUAUUACAGUGCUUCAGUGUCGCAGCUUCACAUCUAUUCAUUGAUAUCUCGUGGCACUGCUUAUAAUCAGAUGCUUGGAAAUGGCAUUCUUUUCAAUUUAUUAAUCUUCUGCAUCUGCUCCUUCACUUCUUAGGGCUAUCUUUUGCUCAUGUCAUUGUCCUUCCUUAUGCAUUUUAGUUCUCUUGUCACAUUUUCCACCAACCCUCUUAAGAGCAAUCCAAUGUGGUUACAGUGCAUGGAAUUGGGCAGAUACUGAGGUGGGAAUUAUUCAUGUUGCACUACGUUUGAA
Molecule: messenger RNA, 1822 nt
Organism: Rhincodon typus (whale shark)
Lineage: Eukaryota; Metazoa; Chordata; Chondrichthyes; Orectolobiformes; Rhincodontidae
Product: protein tyrosine phosphatase 4A1
Exons: 5
Coding region: 570-1001 (143 amino acids)
Biological process (GO): protein dephosphorylation
Cellular component (GO): nucleus
Molecular function (GO): protein tyrosine phosphatase activity
Source: RefSeq, a predicted model, not a curated record